This is a messenger RNA of Daphnia pulicaria, 1208 nucleotides long. RefSeq names its product mitochondrial carnitine/acylcarnitine carrier protein-like. The record is from RefSeq and is a predicted model, not a curated record. Gene Ontology annotation, cellular component: mitochondrial envelope. Gene Ontology annotation, biological process: carnitine transmembrane transport; mitochondrial transport. Bases 222 to 1121 code for a protein of 299 amino acids. The transcript has 8 exons. NCBI's taxonomy places the organism in Eukaryota, Metazoa, Arthropoda, Branchiopoda, Diplostraca, Daphniidae. Gene Ontology annotation, molecular function: O-acyl-L-carnitine transmembrane transporter activity.
GGGGCAAUAGGAUAUCAGCUCUUUCGGGCUUCGGCUGCUACAAGCAUGCUUGUUUCUAUCUGUGAAGCGCUGUAAAGACUGGAAGAACCAGUUCCUCUUUCACUAGUUAUUUACAAUUACAAUCACUAUUCACUAAAAGUCACAUCCCUGUUUUUUCACUUUGUUAUUUCUUUCUUGUCUAAAUAAUUGCAAGAGGUUCUAGUACUAGAAAAAAAUAUAAAAUGGGCGAAGUGAAUAAAGUCAGCCCAAUCAAAAAUUUUUUUGCCGGUGGUUUUGGCGGUAUUUGUACCAUAUUUGUUGGCCACCCGUUUGAUACUUUAAAGGUUCGACUUCAAACAAUGCCUAUCAUACCUGGACAGGCUCCUCUGUAUAGUGGAACAUGGGACUGCUUGACAAAAACAAUCAAGCAUGAAGGAUUUCGAGGUCUCUAUAAAGGUAUGGCUGCCCCAAUUACUGGAGUUGCACCUAUUUUUGCCAUAAGUUUUCUAGGCUUUGGAAUUGGAAAAAAGCUUCAACAAAGCCAUCCCAAUGAAAGGCUAUCAUUACUCCAGCUUUUUAAUGCAGGAGCAUUUUCUGCAAUUGGCACAACAAUCAUCAUGGCUCCUGGUGAGAGAAUUAAAUGUCUUCUUCAGGUUCAACAAGCCAGUACUGGCCCUGCAAAGUAUGCAGGACCAAUUGACUGUAUUCGGCAGUUAUAUAAACAAGGAGGUAUACGGAGUAUCUAUCGAGGAACAGGAGCUACACUGCUCAGAGAUGUUCCAGCCAGCGGGAUCUAUUUUAUGACCUAUGAAUGGCUCCAGGUUGCACUUGCACCAGAAAACUCCGACGGGAAAUUAAGCCCAAUUCGGACAAUGUUUGCCGGUGGAAUGGCAGGAAUCGCCAACUGGAUUAUUGCCAUCCCACCGGAUGUACUGAAGAGUAGACUACAAACAGCUCCCGAAGGAACGUAUCCUAAUGGAGUGCGUGACGUCUUUAAAGUGUUGAUGCGCGAAGAAGGUGUUCGAGCUCUCUAUAGAGGAGCAGUUCCAGUGUUUCUUAGAGCCUUCCCUGCAAAUGCCGUUUGCUUCUUAGGAUUUGAAAUGGCUUUGAAGUUUUUGAACUGGUUAGCUCCUUCUAUCUAAUUGCGGAGCACUGAUAUUGUUCCAAGUAGAUAUUAUCAAGAAAUAUGCACACUCCAGUAUGACUAAAUACAAUAUAGUUUUCUGUAA